Fraxinus pennsylvanica is the source of this 339-nucleotide messenger RNA. The record is from the annotation of a GenBank genome assembly. NCBI's taxonomy places the organism in Eukaryota, Viridiplantae, Streptophyta, Magnoliopsida, Lamiales, Oleaceae.
AUGUCGGGGAAAUGGGUGGGGAUGCUAAUUUUGAUUGCUAUGGUUGCUGGUGGUCGGGGGGCUACAAUGGCACAAGGAGCAACUCCGAGUCAAUGUAAGGAUGAAAAAAAUACUCUGGUUAAUAAUUGUAGGCCAGUUAUUUUUGGGAGAAAUCCAUCAGCUACAUGUUGUCAAAACGUAAGGGAUGCUCAUAUUGAAUGUGUUUGUCCUUAUCUUGGCCCUAAAGCAGCAGCAACAAUUAAAGGCAUUGGAGUAUCUCGUGUUGUGAAACUGAUUGAAGGGUGUGGUAGGCCGGUUCCUCGCAACUACAGAUGUGGAAGUAUUACCACUCCACCAUGA